This is a messenger RNA of Bursaphelenchus xylophilus (pine wood nematode), 1592 nucleotides long. Lineage: Eukaryota; Metazoa; Nematoda; Chromadorea; Rhabditida; Aphelenchoididae. The record is from the annotation of a GenBank genome assembly.
AUGAACGCGAUAUCCGACUUUUUCUGGAUCAACGAUCUGGUCGGCUCGUUCCUGGGCUUCGCCUUGAACACCCUGCUGAUCAUUACGGUGGUGUGCAGUAAGAAAAAGAGACGAUUGGAUCCGUAUGCAAGGAUGAUCAUUGUCAUGUCCCUCAACGAUUUGUUGUUUUGUGCGUUCGAGCUGGGAAUUCAGCACGUAAGUUGCUACUGUAUAACUGCAAGGUUUUGUAUUACUAGUCCGUUCGCAAAGUCGCUGGAGUGAUUUCGGCGACAUGAACUGUGCGAAAACAAAAGUUUCCUUUGCACUUCACUUUUUCUUUCUUUUUUGCACCGGGCAACAGGUUUUUUUGGGCUGUCGCUCUCUAUUUUUUUACCAUGGUAAAUUACCGUCUAUAAAUAAUUUCAGCUCCUCUGCGUCGCCGAGUACAAAAUGUUUGUGAAUGCGCAUGGAUUUGAGCAACAUAUCCCUACGUGGCUUCUACCGUACACCUUCCUCAUCCACGACUUCCUCUUGAUGAACUGUCUUUCCCUACUCCCGGCCAUCUAUUGCUAUCGCUAUGAACUCAUGUCAAGGUUGGUUUUUGACUUUCUCCCAAAAAACCGUUGGCCCUCUAUUUUAUACCAUAAACUUUACGAAAAUUCAAAUAGAACGUAGACCUCAAAGUACCCAAAUUGUUUUCGCGUGUGAUGAGGGUGUAAUAAGUUAUUACACACUAGUCGGGUCGUUCUUUACUGUACUUUCAUCGAAAUCCGAGUGUCUCACUUGAAGAACUUCCUUGUUUCGGGCACUAAUUUUUACAUUUUUAGUCCAGGCCGCGCUGAAGAGUGGCGCAGCAUCCUGUCAAAGGUCGGAAUCGCAUUGUUCUCAUCGCUGAUUUGCGCCGUUUUUGGGAUGCUGGCGGUGCGAAAAAUGCUGACCAGAGACAAAAACAUGUACAUGGAAACAUUGCCUUCGGCAUGGAUUUUCGGCGACAAUCAGACGUUCUUUCUAUACGCUGUUGACCUGGUAAGAUGCCGGUCAAUUUAAUGAAUACGAAAAUUUCAGAUGGACUGGGAAGGUCUUUCUUGGAUCUUUACUACGUCGAUAAUUUCGGCGAUAUCCUUGUCGCUGACCACCUACUACGCCUGGAAAUCGUAUUCAGCGGCCAAUAUGAAGUUGAGUUUCAUCAGUGCGAGGACCAAGAGCUUGCAAAAACAGUUCACAAAGAGUAUUCUGGCACAGGUAAAUAACAUUUCAUGUCACCGUUUCUGUCUCUUUUUAUUUUUAUUUUUUAUUCGCGAUAAACCUCGACUUUUUUCUAGACGAUUGCCAUAAUCCUGUUGGAAAAUGUUCCCGCAGGCGUCCUGUUCACCGGCACCUACUUUGGCUUCAACAGCAACUUCUACGGCACUCUGAUCAUGUGGCCGCUCUCGUGGGUGUCGGCCGCCGGCGCCGGAAUCACGUUCUACUUCAUGAAAGAUUAUCGCAACUGGCUUUUGCAGGCGCUUCAUCUCAGGCAGAAGACCGUCGUACGAUGGAACACCACCUCGAAGGUCUCGCUUGAUGUAAUUACCCGGCCAGGCGCCAAUAGUACACUGUCCGGCUCAACAUAA